This is a messenger RNA of Suillus subaureus, 252 nucleotides long. RefSeq names its product ribosomal protein S27-domain-containing protein. Gene Ontology annotation, cellular component: cytosolic small ribosomal subunit; ribosome. Bases 1 to 252 code for a protein of 83 amino acids. Gene Ontology annotation, biological process: ribosomal small subunit assembly; translation. The record is from RefSeq and is a predicted model, not a curated record. Gene Ontology annotation, molecular function: structural constituent of ribosome; RNA binding. NCBI's taxonomy places the organism in Eukaryota, Fungi, Basidiomycota, Agaricomycetes, Boletales, Suillaceae. The transcript has 4 exons.
AUGCCUUUGGCUGUCGAUCUAUUGAAUCCCUCUGCAGAACACGAGCGCAAGCAGCACAAACUCAAGCGUCUCGUGCAAUCGCCCAAUUCUUAUUUCAUGGAUGUAAAAUGCCCAGGAUGCUUUGCUAUUACUACUGUAUUCUCCCACGCACAAUCAGUCGUGCUUUGCGGCUCGUGUGCGAGUGUCCUCUGCCAACCUACGGGUGGUAAGGCGAGACUGACCGAGGGUAGUUCAUUCCGUCGGAAGAACUAG